Echinops telfairi (small Madagascar hedgehog) is the source of this 3245-nucleotide messenger RNA. It is a transcript of the gene SMURF2, whose product is annotated as SMAD specific E3 ubiquitin protein ligase 2. The coding region runs from base 74 to 2239 and encodes 721 amino acids. Lineage: Eukaryota; Metazoa; Chordata; Mammalia; Afrosoricida; Tenrecidae. Gene Ontology annotation, biological process: ubiquitin-dependent protein catabolic process; negative regulation of BMP signaling pathway. The record is from RefSeq and is a predicted model, not a curated record. Gene Ontology annotation, molecular function: protein binding; ubiquitin protein ligase activity. The transcript has 18 exons.
GUUGAUGGCUCUGGGCAGUGCCAUUCUACAGAUACUGUGAAGAAUACCCUCGAUCCAAAGUGGAAUCAGCAUUAUGACCUGCAGUGAAGGGCAAGCUGCACGAGUCCUGCUCACCCAAGGCCUGCACACAGGAGAGAAGCAGGAAAAGCGUUACAGUCAGCUUUUGCUCUCCAGCAUUUUAAAACAUAACAGGUACAUUGGAAAGUCUGACUCCGUUACGAUCAGUGUCUGGAAUCACAAGAAGAUCCAUAAAAAACAAGGUGCUGGCUUUCUUGGGUGUGUUCGUCUUCUUUCCAAUGCCAUCAACCGCCUCAAAGACACUGGCUAUCAGAGGUUGGAUCUAUGCAAACUUGGGCCAAAUGAUAAUGAUACAGUUAGAGGCCAGAUAGUAGUAAGUCUCCAGUCCCGAGACCGAAUAGGCACAGGAGGACAAGUUGUGGACUGCAGUCGUUUGUUCGAUAAUGAUUUGCCAGAUGGUUGGGAAGAAAGGCGAACUGCCUCAGGAAGAAUCCAGUAUCUAAACCACAUAACAAGAACUACGCAGUGGGAACGCCCAACACGGCCAGCAUCGGAGUAUUCUAGUCCUGGCAGACCUCUCAGCUGCUUUGUUGACGAGAACACUCCCGUUAGUGGAACAAAUGGAGCAACAUGUGGGCAGUCUUCUGAUCCCAGACUGGCAGAGAGGAGAGUCAGGUCACAGCGGCAUAGAAAUUACAUGAGCAGGACACAUUUACAUACCCCUCCAGAUCUACCAGAAGGCUAUGAACAGAGAACAACACAACAAGGUCAGGUGUAUUUCUUGCAUACUCAGACUGGUGUGAGCACGUGGCAUGAUCCAAGAGUGCCUAGAGAUCUUAGCAACAUCAAUUGUGAGGAGCUUGGUCCGCUGCCUCCUGGAUGGGAGAUCCGUAAUACUGCAACAGGCAGAGUUUAUUUCGUUGACCAUAACAACAGAACAACACAGUUUACAGAUCCUCGGCUCUCUGCUAACUUGCAUUUAGUUUUAAAUCGUCAGAACCAGUUGAAGGACCAGCAGCAGCAGCAGGUGGUAUCAGUGUGCCCUGACGACACGGAGUGUCUGACAGUCCCGAGGUACAAGAGAGACCUGGUUCAGAAACUUAAAAUUUUGCGCCAAGAGCUUUCCCAGCAACAGCCUCAGGCAGGCCACUGCCGCAUUGAGGUGUCCAGGGAGGAAAUUUUUGAGGAAUCAUAUCGACAGGUCAUGAAAAUGCGUCCAAAAGACCUGUGGAAGCGAUUAAUGAUAAAAUUUCGUGGAGAAGAAGGCCUUGACUAUGGAGGGGUUGCCAGGGAAUGGUUGUAUCUCUUAUCUCAUGAAAUGUUGAAUCCAUACUAUGGCCUUUUCCAGUAUUCAAGGGAUGAUAUCUAUACGUUACAGAUUAAUCCUGAUUCUGCUGUUAACCCGGAGCAUUUAUCCUAUUUCCACUUCGUCGGCCGGAUCAUGGGAAUGGCUGUGUUUCAUGGACAUUACAUUGAUGGUGGCUUCACCUUGCCUUUUUACAAACAGUUGCUUGGGAAGUCGAUUACUUUGGAUGACAUGGAGUUAGUUGAUCCAGAUCUUCAUAACAGUUUAGUGUGGAUACUUGAGAAUGAUAUUACAGGUGUCUUGGACCAUACCUUUUGUGUUGAACAUAAUGCAUAUGGUGAAAUUAUUCAACAUGAACUUAAACCAAAUGGCAAAAGUAUCCCAGUAACUGAAGAAAACAAAAAAGAAUAUGUCAGGCUCUAUGUGAACUGGAGGUUUUUACGAGGCAUUGAGGCUCAAUUCCUGGCUCUGCAGAAAGGAUUUAAUGAAGUAAUCCCCCAGCAUCUGUUGAAGACAUUUGAUGAAAAGGAGUUAGAGCUCAUCAUUUGUGGACUUGGGAAGAUAGAUGUUAAUGACUGGAAGGUGAACACCCGGUUAAAACACUGUACACCAGAUAGCAACGUUGUGAAGUGGUUCUGGAAAGCUGUGGAGUUUUUUGAUGAAGAGCGAAGAGCACGGCUGCUUCAGUUUGUGACAGGGUCAUCUAGGGUGCCUCUGCAAGGCUUCAAGGCUUUACAAGGUGCUGCAGGCCCACGGCUCUUCACAAUACACCAGAUUGAUGCCUGUACCAACAACCUGCCAAAAGCUCACACUUGCUUCAAUAGAAUUGACAUUCCACCCUAUGAAAGCUACGAGAAGCUGUAUGAAAAGCUGCUAACAGCCAUCGAAGAAACAUGUGGAUUUGCUGUGGAAUGAUGACAUCCAGGAUGACCCCAGGACUAUUUUAUGCCCCUGAUCAACAGCCUCCUUUCAGCAAAGUUUUGAAGAAUGCUGAAAUACAGAACUCCCAUCCCCCUACCCCCUUUUUAAUUUUAGGACACUGUGAGGGGAAAGGACGAUUUUGAAAUUCCUUUUUGAGGGGAAAAAAAAGGUCUUUAUGCUUUGCCAUGAGGCCACAUUCAGCUGCUAUUUAAAAUUGAUAUCUUGAACCUAAAGAAUGCUGACUUUUCCUACAUUUCCAGAGUUAGGCAGUAUUCGACACGUAAAGACUACUACUAUUUUUAUAAAAGGUAAUCUAUUCAAAUCGCUUCACAGAUUUCAAGUUUCUGAACCAUCAAGACAACUUCAGCGGUCGGUACAAGUCACGUUUCAGUUUAAUUGGAUACAUGAUUUUUAACAGCUCCUGUACUUGCUCUUUGUAAAAAUAAAAUAAAUUUAUUUUGGAUUAUUCUAACUUUGUAAAAAAAUUGGUUAAAAGAAUCAUCUUUUAUGAAAUUAAGCCACUUACAUGUUUAAUUACAGUUUUCCUAUAGCAAAGCAUUCUAUUUUGCAUUAUAUGUUUUAACCUAGCCUAAGUGAGUCUUUUUUAUAUUUUUCAAGCAUGAGUUUCUUGGAUUACAGCUGUAAAGAUUUGGGUGUCAAAAUCCUAAUGCAACCACUUAGUCUAAAUGUAUGCGUUUGAUACAAUAAGAAUCUGUGUUCAGGGGCUCCCUGUUUAAGAGACAUAAAAAUAACAGCAACAAAUACCAUUUUUUAAUCUGAAACCAAUAUGAUCAGGUGUUUUGGAUUUAUUUUUCAUCUUACAUAGAAAUACUGCAUUUUUUUAUAGCUCCUGAGAGCAUGUGGAUGGGAUGGGAAUGUCCAUUCUUUUUCUGGAUCAGCUUAUCUUCGAUAAAUACUAUUUCUAUAAACCAAAGUCUCCUAUGACAAAUGCACCUAAUUUAUACUCUUUUAAUUAAAGCAUCAGUUUCUAUGAAGUAAA